Messenger RNA from Aspergillus aculeatinus CBS 121060, 2913 nucleotides. RefSeq lists its product as uncharacterized. The record is from RefSeq and is a predicted model, not a curated record. Gene Ontology annotation, molecular function: DNA-binding transcription activator activity, RNA polymerase II-specific; RNA polymerase II cis-regulatory region sequence-specific DNA binding; zinc ion binding. The transcript has 7 exons. NCBI's taxonomy places the organism in Eukaryota, Fungi, Ascomycota, Eurotiomycetes, Eurotiales, Aspergillaceae. Gene Ontology annotation, biological process: regulation of transcription by RNA polymerase II; DNA-templated transcription. Gene Ontology annotation, cellular component: nucleus. Bases 204 to 2774 code for a protein of 856 amino acids.
UUGCGCCGUCGACCGGACAGACUCCCAACCUCUACAGCAUCCGGACCAGAUCCCUUUAGACAUAUUGGCGCCGAAAUCCUACGCGAUACUCAGCAGGUUCAAUAGUCGUCUCUGGGCAGGCCAUUCUUUCUCCCCCCGCAUUUUUCGUCCGGGCUACUCUCGCAAGCACUGUUUCCCAGGUGAUUGUUAUAAUAUAGCUCAAUAUGUCUCCGACACCCCCAUCCACAACCUCGUCGAGCGCUGGCGCAUUUUCCCCGGAAGGACAAUUCAGAGUCAUCAGAAAGAGAAAUCGAGUUCCCCUCUCAUGUGCGCCAUGUCGGCAUCGAAAGCUGAAAUGCAACCGUGCCCAUCCCUGCGAAAACUGCAUCAAGCGUGGUGAUGCGAUUUCGUGCUCAUACGCCCAAGCAAAUGUGCGAAAAAAGAAUGUGUCGCAGCCGUCAGCUGCGAGCUCUCCAGAUGAUAUGCAGAAUAGGAUCGAUCGACUUGAGAGCCUCGUCCUAUCGCUUAUGACUAAUGGUUCCCAGUCUGCAGGCCCCGCAGCGGCCAUGGCUGCGAUUUCCGGCAAUAGCAGCAGCACGGGGUCUGUACCGAACACGGUCGAUAUAGAUGUGGAAGAUGAAACCCCUGGCGGCCCUGAGGACAGUGAUACCGAGCAGGUCACCAAGUCGUUUGGAAUCAUGAAGUUUGACAACAACAAGUCCUAUUAUAUCAGUGAGGUACAUUGGGCAUCGGUCCUCAGCGAUAUUGCGGAAGUGCGAAAUUAUUUCUCCACUCACAAGAAGCAAUACGAGGAGCAGACGGAGAAGCUGAAGACAACCCAACUCCCGACUGACGUCCAAGGUUCCGCUCUACUCUUUGGGGCAAUGAAACCCGCGACUCGGGCGGAAAUUAUGUCUUCUUUCCCGUCUAAAUAUACGACCGAUAUGCUGAUCGCGCGCUAUUUCAGCUGCUAUGACCCAUCAACACACAUUCUUCAUGGGCCCACUUUUCAGACGCAGUACAACAAACAUUGGGAAGAUCCUUCCCAGACUUGCACGAUAUGGAUUGGCAUGCUGUUUGCCAUGAUGCGAUUAGCCAUGCUCUCGUACCAUCGCAAUGGAGACGAACCCCCGGAAUUUCGGGGCAAGUCCCUGGACAUGGCUGGAACUUUCAGAAACCUCGUAGCCCAAUGUCUUACGCUGGCCGACUAUACCAAACCAUAUCCGUACGUCAUUGAGAGUUUGAUCUUUCACCUUCAUGGUGACUUCUGUCAAACCAGGGAAGCAGAUGUGUCGGUGUGGGUUCUCGUGGGAGUGAUCGCGCGCUUGGCUAUGAGGAUGGGCUACCAUCGUGACUCCAAGAUGUUCCCCAAUAUUACACCGUUUCAAGGAGAAAUGCGGCGUCGCGUGUGGACCUUCGUACGGCAGGCGGACCUGUUGUUCUCCUCUCAAGUGGGGUUGCCCAGCAUGAUCCGUUCCACUGACAGUGAUACUGAGCUCCCUCGAAAUUUGUACGAUGACGACUUUGAUGAGAAUUGUCAAGAACUUCCGCCUUCCCGUCCCGCAAAUGAACCGACGCCGAUAUCGUUCUUGAUUGCUAAAGCGCGGCUGACGUACACUUUCGGCCAUGUCAGCGAGCAUACUUCACGUUGUCAGACUGCAACGUCUUAUGACAAGGUGAUGGAGCUUGAUGCGGAGCUUCGUCAAGCUCGCGAUCUGAUCCCGGAGCACCUACUCGUGCGUCCUAUCGAAGAUUGCCCAUUGGACUCUCCAAACUUGAUCAUGUCACGAUUUGCGGUUGCGAGCGUGUAUCACAAAGCACAAUGCGUGCUUCAUCGACAAUACCUUGUACGAGCACGUGAGAACCCUCGAUUUAGUUACUCGAGGCGGACCUGCCUGGACUCUGCAAUGGAGCUGUUGCGAUUUCAGUCCAUGCUUCAUGACGAGACUCGGCCCACAGGUCGUCUACGCAGCAGAUACAACAAGCUAACCUCACUUGGCUCUUCCGACUAUUUGCUCGCUGCAACCAUUCUUUGCCUUGAUCUUUAUCAUGGACAGCAACUCCAGGCAUCGGGUCGAACCUCUAGUGAUCCUUAUUCCUGGACUAAGGAACGUCGGGAUGAGAUGGUAGCUGCGCUUCAACGAACCCGAGAAAUCUGGGACGAGCUUCGUGAUGAGACUAUCGAUGCAUGGAAAGCUGCCGGAGCUCUGGGAGUAAUGCUUGCCAAGCUGAAUUUGGGAUUUUCAGAAAGUAAUACCGCGUCUGCAUCGGCGUUUGAGCCACAGGAUGAGAAACAAAGCGCCGCAAUGACAUUGGGGCUCCUGAGCAGUGGAAUGAGUCCCAUGGCUUCGAGCCAAUCGACGCUCAACGACCCUGCAUACAAGAUGGCAGACACGCAAAUGCCCAUGCAAGGUGGCUUUGCAAACGCGGCAGAGAUUCCGGGGGCACCUUCACCGUUCAGCGCGAUGUUUGGGCAGGUGCCCGACAUGCAGUUGAACCUGGACUGGGACGCUUGGGAUACCUAUAUUCAGAGUUCGGCAAUGGAUAUACCUUCACAAUGGUGGCCAUCGGGAGACAUGCAACAGCAACAACCGGGUCAAAGUCCCCUGUCUUCAGCACAAUUGCCAGCCACACAAAACAGCGGCCCUGACCGCAUGCGUUCUAUGCCUCGUGGCCCGAACAUAUUCUCCCCUGAUGCUAACAGCUACGAGGGCAGCAAUGUUGCCAUGUCGACGGCAGGCUAUCCUGUCAACCCAUCCUCUCUCAACAACCCAAGUAGCGGUCCGGGAACCUAAGCAACGAUGUUGUUCAAGUUCUUUCGUGUCUGCCUUUCUAGGAUCUGACUACAUUCAAUGAAUCAAAAGUUGGUCGGGAAUCUGGAUUUCAUUUUAUGUGGAUUGUAUUUGUGUCGUGCUACAAAGCUCUGCAGGACUA